AAAUAACUUAUUAAUUAAACGUUUGUUUCUCAUACGUAUCAUAAAAUUUAUAUAUUGUACCAAACUAAAUAAAUAAAUUUUAAAUGGUCAAUAAUAUUUAAUUUUAUUUUUAAUUAUUAGAUUAAUUUUAAUGGACGACAAUUUUACGGCUAAACGAAAAUAAUAUUCGGUUGAAUCCGGAUAAGCCACUGAUUUGACGAAAUACAUGGCAAAAAAUGGUAUUAAAAGCAUAUUAUAAUUUAAUGGUAAGCUCGAAUAAUUUACUAAAAAUAAAUACUUGUUUAUACUGCGUGAGAUAUUCGAAUUUCUUAUUUAUAAAAAGUAUAAUAAAUUUAAUUGUACGAGCAAUGGGCUUAUUUUUAAUAGAUAAUAAUAUCAUAUUAGGGAAAAGAUGUAUUAGUAAUAAACGACAAUCAAACUAACUUUAGAUUGACUUCAGAUCUAAACUAAAAUAGGCUUCGUACAAAGUUAUGCCGCAGCAUUAUUUGUUAAAAAA
This is a messenger RNA of Rhizophagus irregularis DAOM 181602=DAOM 197198, 496 nucleotides long. The record is from RefSeq and is a predicted model, not a curated record. NCBI's taxonomy places the organism in Eukaryota, Fungi, Glomeromycota, Glomeromycetes, Glomerales, Glomeraceae.